This is a messenger RNA of Zonotrichia leucophrys gambelii, 2922 nucleotides long. RefSeq names its product zinc finger CCHC-type containing 7 (gene ZCCHC7). The transcript has 11 exons. NCBI's taxonomy places the organism in Eukaryota, Metazoa, Chordata, Aves, Passeriformes, Passerellidae. Gene Ontology annotation, molecular function: RNA binding; zinc ion binding. The record is from RefSeq and is a predicted model, not a curated record. Gene Ontology annotation, biological process: nuclear polyadenylation-dependent rRNA catabolic process; nuclear polyadenylation-dependent snRNA catabolic process; nuclear mRNA surveillance of mRNA 3'-end processing. Bases 390 to 2180 code for a protein of 596 amino acids. Gene Ontology annotation, cellular component: TRAMP complex.
CACCCCUCCCUGCACGGCGGGCCCCACUCCCUGAGGCCCUGGCCCUGUUCCCCCCCGGCCCGGUUUCCCCCCGGCCCCGUUCCCCGGCCCGUGGCGGCUGCAUCUCAGCCGGGAUCAUCCCGCGUCCGGCCCCGGUGUCCGAGCCCCUGGCCCAGCCUCAGGCUGCGGCAUGUCCCGGUGCCGGCGGCCUUGGAGUACCGGAGGGGGCUCUGCUGUGCCCGACACGCUGCGCCGCCGGUGCUGGGGUGGUUCGGGCGUGGAAGAGACAUUCCCGUGAUCUCUUGAAGGUGUACGUGCUGAGCAAGAGGAAGAGGAGGAGCCCUUCAUCGCCGCAGCACGUGUGGAGCUGAGAGCAGCAGGAGGAGCUGUGCUUGGACCUGCUGAGCAGGAUGGAUCAGAACUUAGACUCUUCACUUUCCAGAAUAUUUACCGGGUAUGAUGAUCCUGAGAAUACUGAAGUGUAUGAAGAUGAACUUUAUCUCGAGGAGUCAUCCAGUGAGCGGAGUGUUGAUAGUGAGGUGGAGUUUCAUCUCUAUAGCCAGAUCCACUAUUCCCAGGAUCUCGGAGAAGUCAGAACACUGGAAAUGAAUGAGGAAGCUGAUGCUGGAGAAGUCGUGGGUCAAAGUUCCGGGCUAGCUGGGAAACAGGACGAAGAUGAGAAUCUCGCUGAGCUCACUGAUGGUGGCACUCAGCUUUCAGAUGAGCCCGAGGUCAUUGUCCUGUCUGACACCCCAGAGGAAGACAGCAUCUACAAAAGCAAGGCAAAGAGGUCAAGGUGCUCCUCUUCAGCUCCAGGUAAAGCACACGCGUGCCCGGUAUCCUCCACGCCAAAUCACGCCAAAGCUGCUGGAUGCAGUGCCCGGUGGCCCCCUGAGCCUGGUGUGGGCACGCCAAGGAAGAGGAGCAGCCCUAGUGGGAGGCCUGCCCCAGUCCUUCCUGCCGGACCUGAGGGUCCCCAGGACGUGCUGGUGAUAGACAACAGCUCGGAGGAGGAGGAGGAGGAGGAGGAAGAGGAGAGCCUCAUCUCUGACGGCGAGGACGUCGAGAGCUGGAUGCUGCUGGGAGCUGGUGCCGAUGACACGGAUGGGGACAUCAUGCUGAACCUCGAGGGCUGUGCCACGCCUGCCAGGAAAGGAGAAAUUGAUGUGAACUGGUCUAUCUCUCAUAAAGACUUAGAGGCACAGAUCUCCAACUACGCGGGCGUGCGGCACAGCAGCAUGCGCUACUACAGAGCGGACAAAAACGUCACCUGUAGGAACUGCCACAGACCAGGACAUUUGUCCAAGAACUGUCCCACUCCAAAGAAAGUUCCCCCGUGCUGUCUGUGUGCAGGAAGAGACCAUCUGCAGCACAGCUGCCCAGCACGUUUCUGCCUCAACUGCUGCUUGCCCGGGCACUAUUUCAGGGAAUGCCUGGAGAGAGCCUACUGGAACAAGCACUGCAACCGCUGCGACAUGAAGGGCCACUAUGCUGAUGCUUGCCCAGAAAUAUGGAGGCAGUAUCACCUAACAACCAAGCCGGGACCCAUCCAGGCAGCCGGCUCGCCCUCGCCCUCGGAGCGCGCGGUCUCCGUCUACUGCUACAACUGCUCCCGCCAGGGACACCUGGGAUAUGAGUGCUCAGAAAAGAGGAUGCAGGGGAACAUGUUCCCCACUUCUCCCUUCGUCUACUACUACGAUGAUGAGUGCGACAUCAGGAGGAGAGCCAACAGGUUGAAAAGAAAGGUGGCAGACCUGCAGGAAGCCGGCCUCCUGCCCGAGCAGCCCGAAACACCCCUGCAGGAGGAGCCGCUCGAGGUGCCCAGCCACAAGAAAAAGAGCAAACUCUGGAAAGAGCAGCAGGGCAAGCCCUGCAGGAGCAGCGAGCAGCACAAGAAGAUGAAGGUGAAGCGGGUGAAGAAGGCCCAGGAGGAGAGGCAGAGGAGGGCUGCUGGGAUCCACGGGGACCCGGAGGAUUUCCCUCGGGGGCACAAGCUGCAGGGCUGCAAGGGCAGCAGGGCCCAGCGCAGGGCCCUGCCCCAGGCACCCCCAGGCUGCAAGGCCCUCAGCGUGCACCAGCCCCCAGAAGGUGCCAAAAGGAAGAAGAAAUGGAAAAAGCAGAAAAUUGCCAGUCCUGACAGCAGGGACAAUCUGUUCCUUAUAAAACAGAGGAAGAAGAAGUCCAAGCAGAAAUCCUGGUGAUGGCGGGUGGCACUGGCAUUCCCUGCUCUGGCUCUGCCUUCUCUUUACUCCUGUCCCUCUCCUAGCACAUGAACUGGAGUCUGUCCCUGUCCCGGCCUGCUGGGCACCACCACCCUCACUGUCCAUCUCCACAGCCACGGGGACCCCUCCAUCUCUGUGAGCCCCCCGUGCCAGCAGCACCCACAGCUCCUGCCAGGGCCUCACCAAUGUGCUGUACAUUCAUUUUCCUUGCUUGGGGCUGUGGGGGCACCUGGCCCUGGCAGGGUUGGUUUGCUCAGCAGUCAGCCAUGGCUGUGCUGUUGGAGCACAGCGCCUCUGGGCACGCAGGCAGCAGGGUGGGCACAGAGCACAUCCCCUGGGGCAGCAGGGUGGGCACAGAGCACAUCCCUGCCAGCAGCGGGGUGGGCACAGAGCACAUCCCCUGGGGCAGCAGGGUGGGCACAGAGCACAUCCCCUGGGGCAGCAGGGUGGGCACAGAGCACAUCCCCUGGGGCAGCAGGGUGGGCACAGAGCACAUCCCCUGGGGCAGCAGGGUGGGCACAGAGCACAUCCCCUCGGGCAGCAGGGUGGGCACAGAGCACAUCCCCUGGGGCAGCAGGGUGGGCACAGAGCACAUCCCCUGGGCAGCAGGGUGGGCACAGAGCAGAGCACAUCCCCUCGGGCAGCAGGGUGGGCACAGAGCACAUCCCUGCCAGCAGCAGGGUGGGCACAGAGCACAUCCCUGCCAGCAGCAGGGUGGGCA